Molecule: messenger RNA, 2222 nt
Organism: Paramisgurnus dabryanus
Lineage: Eukaryota; Metazoa; Chordata; Actinopteri; Cypriniformes; Cobitidae
Gene: lgi2a
Product: leucine-rich repeat LGI family, member 2a
Biological process (GO): inhibitory synapse assembly
Molecular function (GO): protein binding
Source: RefSeq, a predicted model, not a curated record
AUUGGCCGAUAUUGGGCGCCGUAAUAAAUAAAUAAAUAGCGAGGAGAGACUGCAGACGAUCUGCUGAUGUCAGGCGCUUCAGUGGUGCAUUUAAUGCUGCAGGGUGGAUCAGGUCUUCUUCAUCUCUAUUCACACAUGCGAACCUGACGACCAAGAUGCGGACUAUCGUCAGACAAUGCGUGUUUAUAUCGACGGUAUUACUGUAUAUGAUUCCGUCGGCCAACACCGGAAAAAGGGUUUUUAAAUGUCCGUCCUCGUGGAGCUGCUCAAAGGAGUCCAUCAUAUGCGUCGGUUCUUCUAACGUCCCGAAAUUAAUCCCCAACGAUGUCAGCUCACUGAGUAUUGUGAAUGGGACCUUCUCCGAGAUCAAGGAGGCGAUGUUCACGCAUUUGCCAUCCUUACAGUUACUGUUGCUUAACUCCAAUGCUCUCACUACAAUAAGGGAUGAUGCAUUUUCUGGCCUUUCACACCUGGAGUACCUGUUUAUAGAAAACAACAAGAUUGAGACAACAUCAAAAUACUCUUUCAGAGGACUCAGAGAUUUGACCCACCUGUCUUUGGCAAACAACAACAUUAAAGCUUUGCCACGAGAUCUUUUUGCAGAUCUGGAUUCAUUGAUAGAGCUGGAUCUGAGAGGUAAUGCCUUCGAAUGUGACUGCAGAGCGAAAUGGCUGAUGUUGUGGCUGAAGAGCACUAAUGCCAGUGUAUCAGACGUCAUCUGUGCUGGGCCUGAAGAGAUGAAGGGCAAACGUCUCAAUGACAUGACAAGCUUACAUAAUGAGUGCUUCUCCACAGAUUUUGUUCCCCUCCACUCCGUGUCUACCGAGUCUUUAUCCGUGGACACUUUCUCCUACAAAAAUGAUGUGUAUGUGGCCAUCGCUGCUCCCAACAUAGAAAGCUGUAUGGUUCUCCAGUGGGACCACAUUGAGAUGAACUUCAGGAGUUACGACAACAUCACAGGUCAGUCCAUUGUUGGCUGCAAGUCUGUGAUCAUCCAGGACCAGGUCUUUGUCAUCGUAGCUCAGCUCUUUGGCGGAUCUCACAUCUAUAAGUUUGAUGAGGACCAAAGCAAGUUCACAAAAUUCCAGGACAUUGAGGUGUCUAAAAUUUCCAAACCGAACGAUAUUGAGUCCUUCCAGAUUGGCAACGACUGGUUCUUCAUCAUCGCUGACAGCUCUAAGGCUGGGCUGUCCACCCUCUACAAGUGGAAUGACAAGGGCUUCUACUCGUACCAGUCCCUUCAUGAAUGGUUUCGUGAUACAGACGCAGAGUUUGUCAAUUUGGAUGGCAAGGCGCAUCUUAUCCUGUCGAGUCGUUCUCAAGUACCGGUCAUCUACCAGUGGAGCAAAAGCACUCAGAAGUUUACACUGCAUGGGGAGAUUCCCAACAUGGAAGAUGUAGUUGCUGUCAAGGCCUUCCGCAUCAAAGAGGAGCUGUAUCUGGCCAUGACGCGAUACAUUGGUGACUCAAAGGUCGUGCGCUGGACUCCCAAGGAGUUCACUGAGAUUCAAGCAAUUCCUUCGAGGGGUUGCAUGAUCCUGCAGCCGUUUUCCUUCAAAGAAAGGUACUACCUGGCUCUGGGAAGCGACUACACGUUCUCACAGAUUUAUCUGUGGGAUGCCGAAACAAAGGUUUUCGAGCGAUUCAAGGAAGUCUACAUCCAGGCUCCGCGUUCCUUCACCGUGGUCUCCACUGAUAGGAGAAACUUCAUCUUUGCUUCCAGUUUCAAGGGGAACACACAGAUCUUUGAGCAUAUCAUCAUUGAUCUGAGCCUUUAAGUGCUGUUGUGGACACAGUCUCAGUUACAGCAUGUCUGUGUUUGUCCUCCAGGAGGUGGAGAUAUUUUCUGGGCAAACAUUUAUUGGGUGUAUAAAGUUUGAAAGGAUAGUGAAUAUGGCAUUAUCGGUUUUACUGUAAUUAGUAUCAAAUAUCACAUAUGUAUAGUUUACAUUGUUUUAGAGAGGGCCCUAUAAAUUAAAGCUGUAAUGUAUUGAAAUUGUUUUAUAUCAUUUUAAGUUCCUUAUCUCCACUUAAUUAAAAAACAUGUUAUGACAAACGUAUGAUGCAUUAAAAAGUGCUUAAAAGAUUGCAUUUGUCACCUGUAACUAAACACACACACACACACACACACACACACACACACACACACACACACACACACACACACACACACACACACACACACACACACACACACACACACACACACACACACACACACA